Messenger RNA from Seriola aureovittata, 7152 nucleotides. It is a transcript of the gene wtip, whose product is annotated as WT1 interacting protein. The transcript has 8 exons. Gene Ontology annotation, molecular function: transcription corepressor activity. The record is from RefSeq and is a predicted model, not a curated record. Gene Ontology annotation, cellular component: nucleus; transcription regulator complex; adherens junction. Lineage: Eukaryota; Metazoa; Chordata; Actinopteri; Carangiformes; Carangidae. Bases 477 to 2615 code for a protein of 712 amino acids. Gene Ontology annotation, biological process: response to hypoxia; regulation of DNA-templated transcription; negative regulation of hippo signaling.
CCUGUGUAAAAAGGUAUUUUAUUUAGAUUUCCGCAAGCUUCGUGUGCUCAGACUUGGAUACAACUGAUAUUUACGGCGUAUGCGAUUAUCCAUCCUACUUUAAUGUCUGGCAUACUGACCGUAAGAGACAUCUAGAGGAAAAACCAACAAGGGGAAAUUCCUCCGCGCAGCGCGCCAUUGACUGUAAAGACCUUUCAACUUAACAAAAACUGAAGUUGACAAACGUAUCCCUGUCGGCUGAAACUGUGAGAAAGAGUUUGUUUUUUCGGAGAAGGGGGCAAAGCAGAAGAAGACGAUGCUGCACACGGUGGAGGUUUCUGAGUACGUUGGUGCUUUUCUGUAAAUGAGCGACGGCUGUACCGCGGCGUUUUGUUUUGAUUUCCAUGUGAAAUGCAAUUAGUGCUCCGCGGUGCUCGCUAGUUUGGCUCGCGGAGCAGAGCACACUCUGAACUUGUUUCUCGCCUCGGGAGCACAACAUGGAGCAUUAUCAGGAAGAUUUGGGGCUCCGGGCCAGUAAAUUGAUGGAGGACCUUUCCUUGUACGAUGCAUAUAAAGACGGGAUGUACAAUUCGAGGAGAGACUUGGUGAUUAACCCCGAUUUAGACUUUUCGGCUCCGGCAGUAGCAGAGCAUAAAAGUAAGCCAAUGAAUGGUACCUCUGUGCUUCACCAGCAGCAUCACACAGUGGAGAAUUUCACGUCUGGAAAUAAAGUGUACAACGCGGCUCCAGUGCGCCCAGUGAAUUGCAACCGGACCGUUCCUGUGGAUUUUUGUGCCCCUCAAAGAGACGCGGUUUAUAGUGAGGAGGGCUGCUGCACCAAAUCCGAAGUGGCUUUGCCGUGCUACACGGGCGCUUCCGAGAGGCACAGGAGGUACUCUCUGGAGGUGCAGGGCCACAGGUAUAGCACCGGCUCCGCCUUCGACGGCGUGCCGCUCAACAAACCGGUGGCUCUCCCCGGCAACAGGUGCAACAGUGUCUGCAUCACCAGCAGCCACGACGGGAGGUACAACGCCACUAGUCCUCGGUCCAGCCUUGCAUCUUCUCUGUCUUCUCAGGAGCAGAGCAAGCAUGCAAGCCCGAGGUCGAGCAUCAGCAGCCCGCGCACUAGUUUGGUGGUACCGGGUCAGGACAGGUACACGAGCCCCAGGUCUAGUUUGGUUCACUGUGAGGGCAACAGUGUCCUCAGUCCCAGAUCCAGCUAUGCAAGCACCGCCAGCGACACGAGUAAACACUCCAGCCCCCGGGCCAGCCUCAACAGCUGUGACUGCUGCAGCAAGCCCAGCAGCAACCGCACCAGCGGCAUCAGUAUGGGCUACGACCAGAGGCACACCAGCCCCAGGUCGAGCACGGCGAGCCAGUACUCCUUCACCACCAGCCCGAGGUCCAGUUACUCUGACUCACGGUACGGGCCUGUGGUCAACCAUGAUCUGGAAGGGGCGAUUUUACACGCAGCGCCGCUGGCGAGUCCUCGUUCGAGCAUCUGCAGCCAGGACGGGAGCGCAAGACCGGGGACAACCGCAAACUGUGUGGUCAGUCCCCGGUCCAGCAUCUCCAGUCACAGCUCUAGAAGUUCCCGCAGCUCCAGGGGGUCUAUGAGCACCUACCCUGAUCUGCAGCUGCCCUCACCCAGGUCGUCGAUGCUGGGAAGCAGUUUACACGAGGAUACGCUGCUACAGGAGUUUGGAGACUCCAACGGGAUCAAAAAUCGCAUCCAUCUCCAGGGGCUUUCGGCGGUGCCUGAGCCCCAACAGCAGUCAGUUCAGACGGGAGGGACUGCGGAGAUGACCGCGGGGUCACCAUCAUCAUUUAGUUAUGGGAUGUCCUCAAAAACAGCUUCCUCGGGCCAGAGGUUUAAGCUACCUUACCAGGUGACCCCCAGCCGAGACAGUGGGCCAAGCCAGGCGGAGAGGCGGCUGGAGGCGCUCACCCUGGAGCUGGAAAAGGAGUUAGAGAUGCACAUGAAAAAGGAAUACUUUGGUAUCUGUGUCAAAUGUGGGAAGGGUGUGUAUGGAGCCAGCCAAGCCUGCCAAGCCAUGGGGAACCUGUAUCACACAAAUUGCUUCACCUGCUGCUCCUGUGGGAGGAGGCUGCGAGGGAAAGCGUUCUACAACGUCAACGGGAAGGUUUAUUGUGAGGAGGAUUUCCUGUACUCUGGUUUCCAGCAGACGGCUGAGAAGUGCUUCGUGUGUGGUCACCUCAUCAUGGAGAUGAUCCUCCAGGCGCUGGGCAAGUCCUACCAUCCAGGCUGUUUCCGCUGUGUGGUGUGUAAAGAGGGUCUAGAUGGAGUGCCUUUCACCGUGGAUGUUGAGAAUAACAUCUACUGUGUCAAAGACUACCACACGGUUUUUGCUCCCAAGUGCGCCUCCUGCAACCAGCCUAUCCUUCCAGCCCAGGGCUCAGAGGAAACCAUCCGCGUUGUCUCUAUGGACAAGGACUACCAUGUGGAGUGUUACCACUGUGAGGACUGUGGUCUCAAGCUAAACGACGAGGAGGGGCACCGCUGUUAUCCACUGGAAGGCCACCUGCUCUGCCACAGCUGCCACAUCCAUCGGCUCCAGUCACAGGUCCCUGCCCACCCGCCCCCCAGCUAUCCCCUCCAUGUCACUGAGCUGUGAGGCGGAGGAGGGUGGGCAGCAACCAAGCCCUGCCUCCCAGGUGAUCUGAGACACCAGCAGUGGGCAAAAAAAGGCCUACACCCCCUCCAGCAGUUCCAGAGAAGCCUCUGUGUGGCCAUCUGAGCUUCUGCCCGAGUCCUCAGCUGGACAGCCAGGCCGUGGACUAACACACACAGUGCAGCUCCCACCACAAGCCCUGCUGUCAUAUGACAGGGCUGGGAAAAAGGGUCCCCCUCCUCCUCCAUCUGUGGUCCUUUCCUCCCCCCUUCCCCUUGGGUGCCUAACCCUGAAAGCCAACACGCCAGCUCAUCCAGAGGCCCCCGGUGACGUCACACCUCCUGACCCCUGCACAUUCAUCAAAGAGAGGGUUUUUGGAUCGGAAGAGAGAACGCAAACUCUCAUCUCUCUCCUUGCCUCCCUCUCUUGCUUUCCAUGUUUUUCAUUCCUGUGCUCUGACUGAAGCGGUUUACCGCAGUGGAUUCACCAGUGCUGUCACGUCUGAGAACGCUGCUGAUCUCGCCGUCAGGAAGGCCAGGGAACGAGCCACUACAUUCUAGUGCUGGCUGGACCGGACAGGCCCCAGGGUGGGCAUGCUGUGCCUUCAGAGCAGGCCCUCUCUGUGCAGCUAUUAACACUGAAAUGGAGCCCUGCUAAAGGCUAUGCAAAGGACACCCAGCAUCACGACACAGGGCUAUGAGAAAAAAAAAAAAAAACUGUUGACUCAUCGCCCCUCACCCUGCACCACCCCAACAUAACAGAUGCACCGUAGCACCACAAGCCCAGACGACCGACUGACAUUCCACUUAGAAAUCUUAGAUGAGACCUCGAGAGAUUCACAAGCAGUGUCUUAAUUAAUGAUUAUAUUAUGACAGAAAAAGAAAAUUUUAGAUGCACAUAGAUUGUCUUUUAUAUAUGAAUAUAUAUUUUGCAGAUGUUUUCCACAUAAGAUCCUAGAUGUAGAUUCUCAUUUUUUUUUUUUUUUUUUUUUUGUCUUGUUGCUGCGCUCGGGAUAGAUUCAGAGGUGAAACACACUGUCUGUCUGUUACGCAGUCUGAAGCCUCCGAAGACUUUGGGUCUGUUGUAUCAUUUCUUCUCCAGGACACAGAGCCUCUUCAUGUCUGUCAGUGAGUCAGAGAUCCACAGGCUAUGUAAGGAGCAGACUUGGCUCAAAUAGUAUUUGCCUGCAGUUGUUUUAUUCCACUUUGAGUACCAAAUGACUAGUUCCCAAAUCUGACAACAAAUGAGCUCGUUUUAAACAGCAUAACCCCUCCCUCUGUUGACAGUAGACAGCUAUAACACACACUGCCAAACAUUUCUGCACGCUUUAAAUUUUGUUGUCUUAUGUUUAAUUUUAAGCACUGUACCAAUUGUAAAUGCCCUAAAAUUGAAAGUAUAAGUGAGAAACAAAGUUUAAGUUAAUUGAAAUAUGUUUUAACUAUUUAAUUGGAAAUGGCAAAGAUCUUGACUUCUCUAUAUAUUUAUUAUAUAUUCGUUCAAAAAAGCAAAUUUUGACCUUCUGUUGAGGGUGUGAUCGCUGUGCCAAACUAUCGCGCAGAGCUGUAAGAUUAAUCUGAAAAUUUGGGGCUUUUGGUGGAACACUAAAAGCCUCUCAGCAGUCGUCAUAGAAAGCAGAGAAAGUGCAAACUGUUAUUACUCUGAGAAUGAAAGCUAUAAAAAAAAGAGCUGGUUGGAAACACUUUUGCUGACCGUUUAAAUUAUUUUGUUAAAAACAUACAGAAGGAUAAAACAAAUAGACCAUUGUACACCAUGUUGUGUGCUGCUAUUUACAGAUUUAUAUCGUUUCAAUAAAAAAAUAGUCAAUUUACGUGUGUCAAUAACCUAAUCUAUAUUUAUACAGAAACAGACUGGCAGUGUUUAUUGAUCUGUAGGUCGACACAUGAAAUCUUCGUAAAAGAUUUCUUUUGUCCUGCCAGAAUGAAGUAGCUACAUUCCUUCUAAAGAGCAUAAAUGUGGAAAGUCUCAGGUGACUUAGAAAGUAAUUUUUCUGUCAGUGACACUUCUCACUCCACUGUCUGACGGUGGCGUCUCAUCAUCUGGUACACAAAGGGGAAUGAAACAUUGCGUGAUGAUUUUCAAAUACCUUUUGGUCCAGGUCUACUCAGGACACUGUUUCCUGGUAUGUUUUUCAGACACUGGUUUUUGAGCACUGAGAACACAGUGCGUUCCUACGAGGAACCUCCACUUGUCCGCAUGCCUUAAGACAGAACAGGUAGUUUGCGUGACUCGCUCAGAGGCCUGUACCACGAGGCAAGUUCAACUUCUGUCUGGCUCUCUUCAGGGUUAUCUGGCUUCGCUGAGCCUAACAUCGGCCGUCCUGGAUAACCUGUAUCACAAAGUUGGUCAUCAACUGGCUGUUAACUCUGCGUUCACCUGGCCAUGAGAGUGGUCAUGUGGAAGAGGCGGAGGUGUCAAUUACAAGUGAUUGUAAUUGGGUUUAGUUUUUAUUUCCAGUUAUCAUCACAUCAUCAAGUCUUUUCAUGCUUUUCUGAUUCUAGUCUUGAAAGAAUCUUUGUACAGUUAAAAUGCCGAUUUCUUUAUUUUUUGUCACUUUAUCGUGAAUUCUUUUUGUCCAUGUUAGGAUCCUGUAGGAAUCAUGACCUCGCUUUUUUUCCAGUGAUGUGAUUGGUCAGUGGUUUUAAUCUUAUCCUCUGAAGUUAACCUGCUCCGGAGCAGGUUAGCCGUGCAGCAUAUGUUACCAUGGUGAUCUACCCUGGUUAAAGAUGAGCCAGCUUUGUGAUACUAGAAAACCUGAGCCCAAAGAUAGCUGGAUAACCCACUAAUCUCGCUUUGUGGUACAGGCCCCUGAUCUGCCAUGAAGUCUGCUGUUGUGUUUUGGGGGGACGUCCCUGAAAACCUGGAGCUGCUGGUCCCACCCACGUUUUUAGGGAGUCGCCCCCACCAUGUUUCCCUUGCUGGUUGUGUGCGUCCGUGAACGUGUGCGUGUCUGUGUGUCUGUGUGCAGGCAGGCGCUUGCAUGGAUGUGUUAGAUUGAGUAUUGUGUGUAUGUGUAUAUAUGCAAAAUAAAAUCUACACGAGACAAAAAAAACAAAACUUAAAACUCCAAGCUGUGGUGGUGCUGGAAGAGCAGUCUCACCCCUCUCCACUGGGUUUCUUUUUUAUUAAUGAGUUUUAUAGGAUUGGCCUUCGAUAGAUCAUUCCCUCUAUAUGAAAGGUUGUGAGCCAGAAUUCAAGAUAUUUGAGGGAACUUCUGUUUCAUUCCUGCAUCAGGCAAAAAUCUGAGCUGCUGCACAUUUAUCAGAUAAACCCUAACGAUGUGUGCUUAUUUCAAAUAUGAGCAAAUGUGUUAAGUACGUACGUGUGUGUGUGUGUGUGUGUGUGUGUGUGUGUGUGUGUGUGUGUGUGUGUGUGUGUGUGUGUGUGUGUGUGUGUGUGUGUGUACUAGUGGCAGGGCCAUGGCACAUGCACCUCACUGUGUUUGCAGGGCAGCACAGCAUCCAACACAGUGACCCCUGCUCUCUCUGUUAUAACCCAGUGAUGAUUUCGAUGUUGCUGUCUGUCCAUCAUCCACUUUGUUCCAGAGGUUUGUGUCUAAUUCUUGGUAUAUGUUUUAUCUUCUAACUAGUACCACAUUGAUGGGGUUUACACAUGUUGCAGCAAAUGUUCCUGUAGCUGAUAAAUGUAUCAUCCUCUGACUGUAGCAAACUCCACCCAUCUGGUAUUCAAUCCUGAAUAAAACAGCCACCAACUAUUACUUGCAAACACUGGCCCAGCUCUUACUCAUACUGUAAUACUGUAAUAGACACAGGUCUGAAUAAAUACUACUGAAUGUGUCAAAGACAGAGACUGAAGCAGAGACUGAAGGCAGGGGUCACCACAGACAGAAAGUGCUUUUUAAUGUAACCUGAUGUAAUGAGAUUCAUUCGAAUGUAAUAAUGAGUAGUGUUUGUUUUCCUCCCGGUUGUAUAUUUGUAAAAGCAGAAAAGAAAAGGACUGCAUACUGUAUGUGUGACAUUACCUUUGUCGUUGGAUGUGUUUGACCUCAACUUUGUACGAGGGGUUCUGGUCAAGUAAUGUGUGCUAUACUUGAAGAAUGAGGCAUUUUCUGGACUUACCUGCACAAUAUCACCCCCCCCCCCCCCCCCCCAAGAAAAACUUAACAAGACCAGAGUGUAUCCCCCUUAAAGAUGUCUUAAUUCACCUGUUUUAAAAGUACUACUUCAGUUUCUAUUGAUAGCACACAACUAGUUACCCUGUACAUAAAGAGGCUAGUUUUUUUAUUUUAUUUUUCUGUCAAAAAUCACGUGGAAAGAGAGGACUUUUUCUCCCACUGGUAGUUCCAAUAAGCACAUCUCGACACCUGUCACACAUCUUUUGUAUCUCUGUUGUAUUUUGAUUGCCUAGAUGGUUCAUAAAAAAAGGAAACUAGAUCUAUUUAUCUAAACAUGAAAAAAGUCUAAAGUUAUUUAAUGUAUUAAAAAUCGGGACGUAUCAUUUAACUGUAGAUGACAUAAUCUGCUUUUUCAAUAAAGUGGUUUUGUAGCUAACUGCAAAAUAA